AUGAUUAUCUUCCUUUGUACAUCAAGUAGCUUCAAUGAUGGUGGUGUGUACAACAGGAUUUCCCUCCCUUCUGUAUCAAGUUGGGCCAAAACUGUGGAUGAUAAACUUGUGAAACUCAAUGAGAUGUUUGUUGUGGUCAAUAAUACUUUCCAGAAAAAGGCCAAGGGAAGUUUGCCUUCUCCUGGUUUGAAUUUCACUUAUGAAGUGUUGAAUGAAACAGAGGUAGUGAAAGAGAUGGCCGCAUCUGUAUCUGAGUUACUGCAUAGACAUAUGAAAGCUCUUGAGAAAUCUGUGAAGGCUGCUGAGGCUGCUGCAGCUGCCUACAAGUGGAACAACAACUUGAUGAAAGAUGAUGUCACCUACAUGAAUUCCAAGGAGCUAGAUGAAAAGGAUGUGGAGCUCACUUACAGUGAUAAAUUUGGGAGGCGAGUCAAUUUCAACUUCUCAAGUGUCCAUAUUCCUGUUGAGAUCUAUGACGGAAAUAUUGAUAUACUGAAUGGGCUCAACUGGACAGCUGCUCUAGAAGACCAGUUUAAGAAAAACCAAGAAGAAGAUCCGGACAUCCUAUGGCAGUAUUUUGGUUCUCAGACUGGCUUCUUGAGAACAUAUCCAGCUGCUGAGUGGCGAAGAGAUGAAGUUGAUCUCUACGAUGUGCGCCGACAGUCAUGGUACACACAGGGUUCAAGUUCUCCUAAAGACAUGCUGAUUUUAAUUGACACAAGUGGAAGCACACAUGGACAGUCACUGCAGCUGAUGCAGAAUGCUGUGAAAUCCAUUCUGGCUACACUUGGAGAGAAUGAUUAUGUCAACAUUGUUGCUUUUGCUGAGGAAGCUAAUUUUGUUAGCAAGUGCUUCAACCACACAGCAUUUGUUCAAGCAAAUUUUAGAAACAAGCGGCGUCUCAUAAAGGAUAUAGACAAGCUAAUGGCAUUUGGUCAGGCAGACUUCACACAGGCUAUCCAGUUUGCUUUUGAGAAAUUCAAUGAGUUCAGCAAUAAUGGAACCAACGUUAACAAUGUGGGUGCUAACUGCAAUAAGGUGAUCAUGUUGCUAACAGACGGAGGAACCGAUACUGCAGAAGAUGUCUUUGAAAAGUACAACUGGCCCAACAAGACUGUACGAGUAUUCACAUAUGCUGUGGGUCCAACCCCUAAUCCAGUGAAAGCUCUGCGGUGGAUGGCUUGUGCAAACAGGGGCUAUUUCUCACAGAUACCUGCUAUGGGAGCCAUCAGAGCAAGAGUCCAGGACUUCAUGAGCAUCUUGGAUGGGCCGCUAGCAUUAGCCAGUGCCAAAUUUAUCCACUGGACCAGCACUCACAGAGAAGCCUACUAUGUUCAUGACUCG
Molecule: messenger RNA, 1344 nt
Organism: Candidula unifasciata
Lineage: Eukaryota; Metazoa; Mollusca; Gastropoda; Stylommatophora; Geomitridae
Source: the annotation of a GenBank genome assembly